AUGGCUACUGACAUACCGUCCGAUCAGCCUGAGGAAAUGCUCAGCUUCAGUCUACUAUCGCACCAGCCUACACACCUUGCUCCGCGGCUAGGGAGACUAUGCAGGGUCGGGCGCAAGCCAAUACUGACUCCGGGCUAUUUGCCCAUCACAUCAAGAGGGGUGCUACCACAUGUUAGCCACGAUAAUAUAAAAGAACAUAUGUCUAUAGGCAGUCUAUAUGUUGCUCUUGAAGAUUUCAUAGAAAGAAGCUCAUUGAAAGAAACACCUCCAAUAUAUACUACACCAGCUGGAAAGUCAGAGUCUGCUCUACGGAGGUUCCUCUCCUUCGAUGAUGAAUAUCUGCUGUUUCUUGGUCCCAGGAGGCUUCCUCCAGUCGCCACGGCAAACUCGAAUUCUGUCAAUUCAGUGACCAUUCUCACCUCAGUCGGGUACCAGCAACUGGAGGUGGAACAAUAUCAAAAUUCUAUCAAGUCGUUAAAACCAGAUAUUGCAAUUGGCCUGGCUGACGUGCUAGAUAGGCAGCCGGGUGUGAAAAGACGGGAGAAAAUGGUUGAUCGGACACACGCAUGGACGCAAUUGGCUAUAGACGUCUUGUUUAAACCUGCAGACAUAGGCAACCGACUUGCUGGAACCUCCUUUUUUGCACCAAUUCUCCCGCUUGAAAGGGAACGGCAAACUAUAUACUUGCGGGAUCUAGAGGAAGAAAUGGCCGAUGCGGUCUCUGGCUUUGCGAUAUGGGAUCCUUCAACAAUCGAGCUGGUCCCUCAAACACUGUGGCAUUUACCCCGACUGUCUCUUGGUGAACCAAACACCCCUCAGGAAGUACUCAGGGGCGUAUCACUUGGGCUAGAUCUUUCAGCAAUCCCAUUUAUCGGAACAGCGUCUGAUGCAGGACUCGCUCUUGAUUUUGUCUUCCCACAAUGGGCUGCUCAGGGAGAUGAAAACAAAUCGUCACCGUCUCCGUUGGCAGUUGAUAUGCUACUGCCCGUUCAUUCCAGCGACACUUCACCACUUGUCUCCGAUUGCCAGUGCUACACAUGCAAGACAUACCAUAGAGCCUAUCUCCGCCACCUGCUCAAUGCAAAAGAAAUGCUUGCUUGGACGCUGCUUCAGAUUCACAACCACGCAAUUAUGGAUAGAUUCUUUGUUGAUGUUAGAACAAGUAUUGAACGCGGAACAUUCGAAGAAGACGUAAAGUCCUUUGAACGCACCUAUAUGUCGGAGUUUCCCGAGCCCAGCGGACAAGGCCCAAGGAUGCGAGGUUAUCAAUUUAAAACCGGGCCGGGAGAAAAGCGCAAUCCAAAGGUCUUUGGACGCCUCGAUGGUGUUGCUGAAAAGCUGCUGGAGUCUCAGUCAUCUAUAGUUACUCCUGAUGCUGGGGCCGAGGAGCUCGAAGAACGUGGGUUUGCCGAAAAGAUAUAG
Molecule: messenger RNA, 1422 nt
Organism: Nannizzia gypsea CBS 118893
Lineage: Eukaryota; Fungi; Ascomycota; Eurotiomycetes; Onygenales; Arthrodermataceae
Product: queuine tRNA-ribosyltransferase
Exons: 3
Coding region: 1-1422 (473 amino acids)
Molecular function (GO): tRNA-guanosine(34) queuine transglycosylase activity
Source: RefSeq, a predicted model, not a curated record